CAGGACUCAACAUGGGGAAAAUUAGCAUCUUUGAGCUCCUGUUACCCUUCCUACUCACGAGUGUAGUUUGCUUAGAAUCAAAGAUAGAAAUUACUGUAUUCCUUCCUGGUAAAAAACUAGAUUGGACAAACGCAAGACUGUACUGCCAAAGUAAUUACGUUGACUUGAUUACUUGGGACAUAGUGGGCACUGACCAGCUUAGUACGUGGUUAAAAGGACAAUCAUCGUUUUUCUGGAUCGGUCUACACAGAGAUAAUGAGACAGCUUCAGUUUGGAAGUGGAUAAAUGUGAAAACUGGUGAGGGACUUUCAGGAGACUAUGUCUCACAAGACAGCAACUGGGGUGACUUAAAAUUAACUGGUGACUGUGGCUCUUUUCAGCCUACAACUGGUAAGUGGAACAGUAAGACGUGCUCCGCAGAGUUUAAAUUUAUCUGCUAUGAUGACAACCUGGUGGUGGUGACUGAAAACAAGACAUGGGAGGACGCCCUGAAUCACUGCAGGGAAAUGACAACAUCAUCAUACCAGUAUGACCUACUGAGUGUGACCAGCCCACUAGACUACAGCUAUGUCAGAGACAAGAUCUACAGAGCCACCACUGAUGAGGUUUGGACGGGUCUCCGCUUCCUGGCAGGGGAGUGGUGGUGGAUGGAUGGAGAGGAGGUGGAUCACAACAGCAGCCUGCCAGACUGCCCGACCCUUUGGCAACACUGUGGGGUCUUCUCAAAAAGUGGCAGUAACUGGAUCACAAGGGACUGCUCAGAAAAAAGAAACUUCAUCUGCCACCGUACGAAGGUGCAGACCUAAACUGACAGUGUAGAAAACACAGAGGAAGAUUAGAUUGAAGUCUCUUCACUGUAGGCCGAGUUUUAGGAUUUUAUUUUACAUUGAUGAUAUUUAUAUAAUAUUCAGUUAAUCAUUGUGAAAGCAGACAUGUAUAUGUAUUUUAUUAAGAAAAACAAAGCAACCAACAUAUAUUAGAUGGCAAUUUUGAUUUAAAAAAAAUAUAAAAUUUGUAUUUUAACAAGUUUUUAAUCAUUUUGGAUUAUAUUUGCUUGAAUUGUUAGCAUGGGGUUUGGUUGGCUGUUGGGCCUUUUGGGUUGGUUUGUUCUAGAUGAAUGAUCCUAUGGCUGGUGGAGGUAUGCGCUCUCUGAGUGCUUCUAGUUUAAAAUGCUUCUUGGCUAUUUGUUUAUGUGACCUAAUAUGUAUUGAUAUGCAGUGAUUUGUUGUUGUUUCCCCUUGUUUAAAUGGCUGUCAUAUUUAUGAAGAUAAUUGGUAGACGCUUCAGUUCAGCCACAACCAAAGUAACAGUAUGUUAAAAUGCCGACUUAAAACAUUUAAAUCCUUAAUGCAAAUGGACUCAAUGCUGCAGAGCACAACAGGCAAAUUAUUUUCAAUAUUUAAAUAUCCAAAUAACAUUCAAAUGAAACUUUGUAAAUACAUUAGAAGUAAUUAAUACAGAGAGGAAGAGCUGCAUAAAUGAGUGGAUUUGUCCUUUAAAGCAUUUUACGACUGAUAUUAAUAUUUCUGUAGAUGGUGUUGACUGCCUAUGCGGCUAAUGGUUUCUUUUUAGUUUCCUGUUGCUAUAUGCCAUAAAGAAAAACAAAUAUAAGACUGAAUUUGAA
Melanotaenia boesemani (Boeseman's rainbowfish) is the source of this 1624-nucleotide messenger RNA. RefSeq lists its product as uncharacterized. Lineage: Eukaryota; Metazoa; Chordata; Actinopteri; Atheriniformes; Melanotaeniidae. Bases 12 to 806 code for a protein of 264 amino acids. The record is from RefSeq and is a predicted model, not a curated record. The transcript has 3 exons.